CUGCCACUUGGAUCCGAUCAUCAAAACAAAACUCCAUAGCUAUCUUCUGUCUCCACCCUGAAAACGUUGUUACAAACAAACAUUCAUUUGACUCCUCUGUCCUUUUUUCCUCUUUAAAUCUCUCCCUAACGUCAAUUUUUCCUCUCAGAGCUUCCACCUUAAGGUUUAAACUUGGUAUACUUUGUUGCAAUUCACAUGUUCCAAACUCCAAUGGUGCCUGUUACUUGAGAAUUUUACCUAUUGUGACGUGAUUCAGAAUGUGGAACUUUGCAUCAAGUUGCAUUUCUGGAAGUGUAGGUCUGAAAAAUGAUUGUCUAAAGCCAACUCACUCCGCUUCAGAAUGCUCUGACGAUGAGACUUCUAUGACGACCAGGGAGGAAGGGCUAGAAUGCCCAAUAUGCUGGGAAUCUUUUAACAUUGUUGAAAACGUUCCUUACUUUUUAUGGUGUGGCCACACCCUCUGUAAAAAUUGCAUCCUGGGACUGCAAUGGGCUAUGGUGAAAUUCCCAACUCUUCCAAUUCAGCUUCCACUUUUUAUCUCCUGCCCCUGGUGCAACAUUUUAUCUUUCCGUUUAGUUCAUCAGGGAAAUUUGAAAUUCCCUCGCAAGAACUAUUUUCUUCUUUGGAUGGUUGAGAGCAUGAAUGGUGACAGAGCAACGCCACAUUCAACUCGCUGUGGGGAUGAUCAACCAGUCUGGCCUGGUAAAGAGAAUUCAACUAUGGGAAGCCAACUAAGCCUUGGAAACCCUCGGAGAAGACAAGUUCAUCAUCCAGAGUUGUCAAAUUCCAACCAAUUUAACGGCAAUACCGGUAAUCACCUCAGAAUGGAAAGACUGCAUACUUCUCUGCGGAAGUCACUGGUUUUGUUUGUUCACUUGACAGCAAAGUUCCCAUUGAUCAUUAUAUUUCUUUUGAUUGUGUUAUAUGCAAUACCUGCCAGUGCAGCCAUUUUGGCACUGUAUAUAGUUAUUACUAUUCUCUUUGCUCUCCCAUCAUUUCUCAUCUUGUACUUUGCAUAUCCUAGUUUGGAUUGGCUUGUCCGAGAAAUUAUCAAUUGAGAUCCUGGGGUUGUACAUUCUUCUGCUUUGCAAGGAUUAAAACCAGACCUGAUGUUUUGAAGUGGAUCGCUAUUAAAAAAGCUAUUAUAUUGUUUCAUGGUCACAUAUAUAUUUUCCUUAAGAUACUGCUUUAUAGUUUUAUUUUUGCUAAUUGUAAUUAUAUAUUACUUCAGUGGUUUAUCCGGUUACAUAAUAAGUAUUGGAUGGCAGCUGCCUGGAAAUGGAAGGUCUUCCAUACUUGUUG
This is a messenger RNA of Lotus japonicus, 1302 nucleotides long. RefSeq lists its product as uncharacterized. Lineage: Eukaryota; Viridiplantae; Streptophyta; Magnoliopsida; Fabales; Fabaceae. Bases 258 to 1058 code for a protein of 266 amino acids. The record is from RefSeq and is a predicted model, not a curated record. The transcript has 2 exons.